Messenger RNA from Trifolium pratense (red clover), 3090 nucleotides. Its product is annotated as auxilin-related protein 2-like. Gene Ontology annotation, cellular component: vesicle; cytoplasm; intracellular membrane-bounded organelle. Gene Ontology annotation, molecular function: clathrin binding. The coding region runs from base 196 to 2622 and encodes 808 amino acids. The transcript has 8 exons. The record is from RefSeq and is a predicted model, not a curated record. Lineage: Eukaryota; Viridiplantae; Streptophyta; Magnoliopsida; Fabales; Fabaceae. Gene Ontology annotation, biological process: clathrin coat disassembly; clathrin-dependent endocytosis.
AUAAUAAAAUUAAAAUUUCAAAACGUGUAAUUUCUUUUUCUUCCCACUAAAAUAAAAUUUCCAUGAAUGGGAAAUGAAGAAAAUGAGAAAAACUUUGAUCAAAAAAUGAAGAAGUGAAAUUGAAUAAAACAAUUCCCUCCCUAUAACCGCCGAACCACCGUACACGGAGGAAACCACCGUUCACCAGAUCUCACCAUGAACGAUUUCGACGGUUUAUUAGAUACCGAUUUCAGAUUGAAGCAACAAGGCAAAUCGGCACCAAUGUCAUCCAAAGAAUCUUCCAAUUUCACCAAAACUUCUUCUCCAAAAUUCGAUUCAAGUUCCCGAUCCACUCGUUCUUCUAAUCAAGAUUCAGCUCCAUUCUCCGAUCUCUACAAUUUCGAUUCCAUCUCUCGCAGCAACUCCAGUUUCGCUUCAAAGUCCGUUAACUCGCCUGUCUACGAUAAACCUGUUUACGACGACGACAUUUCUAACCGAAGCGCCACCGCAUUUGAUGACAUUCUCGGUGGAUUCGGUGAUUCAAAGAAAACGGUGAAGAAUGAGAAGAACGUUGGUGAUUUUGAUGAUUUGAUCGGUGGAUUUGGGAACAGUAAGCCCUCCCAUCAAAGGCCCACUCCUGAUAUUGGUUCAUUAUCAGGAUCUACUUUCAGUGCAUCUAAAACAACCUCCAAUGCAACAGAAGACCCUUUCAAAAUAUUUGAAUCAACUUCUGCUCCAACUGGUUCACCCUCAGGCCACUUUACAGAUCCAUUGGAAGAAAUUAGUAAAUUUACUAGUUCUAGAAGCACAAAAAAUGACAGUUCAUCAAAUUCUAAUGGAGUAUACGAUGAUACUGAUCCCUUUGAUGGACUUGGAAAUUCAUCUGAUUCUAACAAACCAGUAGUUGGCCAAAGGCCUACUUCCCCUUCUUAUGUCAAUGAUGGUUUUGGUCACGUCAAUUCUCAGGCAGAUAUGUCUCCAAAAUAUGAAGAAAAGUUGGUAUCAGAUGAUGAUAUAUGGCUAACGGUAUCGGAGAUUCCUCUUUUUACACAACCAACUGCUGCUCCACCACCUUCAAGACCACCUCCUCCUCGACCGGUACACAUCCCCAAGUCAGGAACAGGUUCACCGGUUUUUGCCAAUGUCAGGAAGAAUGACCAUGAAUUUUCUUCUUUCCCAACUUCGACUCGAUUUUCUCAAGGUCCUAAAUCUGCUCCUGCUGCAGCCAAGUUAUCUUCUACAUCAGAGUUUGAUGAACUUGAAGAUUUUGCCAUGGGUAGGAGUCAUGGUGAUGGUGAUGAACGUGAAAAUGGUGUUCCUAAUGAAGAAUUAGGGAUGAACUCAGCUGCUGCAGCUAUGAAGGAGGCUAUGGAGAGAGCUGAAGCUAAAUUUCAGCAUGCAAAGGAAGUUAGGGGGAGAGAGGAUACAAAACCUUCUCGAAGCAAAGAACCCGUACAUUUGGAGAAAGAUGAUAGAGCUGUGGCAGAGGAGAGAGACAAGUUAAACCACGAGCAGCAGCAAAAGGAGAUGGAGGAAAUGGAGCAAAGAAGAAUUGAGAGGGAAAAGGAGGAGAAAGAAAGAGAACAACAGAGACUUGAGAGGGAAAGAGAAAAAGCAAGACAGGCUGUGGAAAGAGCUACUAGAGAAGCACGUGAAAGAGCAGCUGCUGUAGCUCGCCAAAGAGCUGAGAAGGCUGCUGUUGAGAAAGCUAAUGCAGAAGCUAGAGUGCGUGCUGAAAGGGCUGCUGUUCAGAGGGCACAAACUGAAGCUCGUGAAAGGGCUGCUGCUGAGGCAAAGGAAAGGGCUGAAAAGGCUGCUGCAGGGGCAAAGGGGAGAGAAGCGCGAGAAAGAGAUGCAGCUGCAAGGACUGAAGCUGAAGCACGAGUUAAAGCAGAACGUGCUGCCGUAGAAAGGGCUGCUGCGGAGGCCCGAGAAAGAGCUGCAGCUGCUGCAAGAAUGUACCAGCAAAAAAAUGAAAACGAUCUUGAAUCAUUCUUCAGCAUGAGCGGAAGGGCCAACAGUGCUCCAAGGCCUCCUAGGUCUAGCUCUUCUGAUUCAGUUUUUGAUGCCCAAUUUCAGCCUGAUGUAAACCGGAAAUCUACAAGCGCGUCUUCAAACAUAAAGAAGGCAUCAUCAUCAAGUAAUUUUGAUGAUCUUUCCUCAAUUUUCGGAGCUUCUCCCUCAGCUGGAGAAUUUCAGCAUGUUGAAGGGGAAAGUGAAGAAAGACGAAAAGCCAGGUUGGAACGCCUUCAGAGGGCGCAGGAGCGUGCGACAAAAGCAUUGGCUGAAAAGAAUGAACGGGACCUACAGAUUCAAAGAGAACAGGCUGAGAGACAUAGGCUUGCUGAAACACUGGAUUUUGAAGUUAAGCGCUGGGCUGCAGGAAAAGAAGGGAACUUACGUGCUUUACUCUCCACCUUACAAUAUGUAUUAUGGCCUGAAUGUGGUUGGCAGCCAGUUUCUUUGACUGAUCUUAUUACAGCCGCUACUGUUAAAAAGGCUUAUAGGAAAGCUACACUGUGCAUUCAUCCUGAUAAAGUGCAGCAGAAAGGUGCCACUCUUCAACAGAAAUAUAUUGCAGAGAAGGUUUUUGAUCUACUAAAGGAAGCAUGGAAUAAGUUCAACUCAGAGGAGCUUUUUUAAUCUCUGAUGAACUUCACAACUCCAAGGUAAUUUGUACUUUUGCACAGCCGAUUCCAUUUGAGGGGGACAACAGCGUUAUUUCAGCUACCUCCUCCAUUACCUAAUUAUUUCGAUGUUGCAUCGAUGGUGAAAAAUUGAUUUCCUUGUUUGGUGUGAGGAUGCCCGAAGGUUACACCGUGGAGUAAUCUUUGGUGUAAUAUAUGCUAUUCUGGGGAAGUUGGGUUUAUAUGGAUGCUUAAGAAUGUUGCAUAUAUUGUUGUAAAAUAUCAUUUUGUGGGCAUCUAUGUCAAUUUAAUUCAUUAUUUCUGUCAAGUGAAAAAUUCAUGACCGUUUUUCCCCUUUCCUUUCAAUUUUAUUAUCUGUGUAUUUGUUAUAUAGUAAUCUGAAUGCAUAUUAUACCCUCUUGUGAAUUGCCAUUAAAAUGUGGCAUGGUAACGUUCUAGUGUAAUUGAGCUGAAGUUUCAUGGA